AAAAGAAAGAAACUAUAAAGAGUUACAGACUCUUCUCUCUCUCUCUCUUUCUUUGUAGCAGUCUCAGUACCUACCCACCCUUUCAUACUUCUUCAUUCACUUCGUUUCUAUGGUCUUCAAGAGAAAACGCUGAACACUUCAACGAAUUCACCCAUGUAAAGGAAGAGAAAAGGAAAAUAGAAUCUUUUCUUUUAUUCCCCUUAUUUCAUUCGGAAUUUGGUGAAGUCAAUCCUGAGGAAUUGAGGCUCAGAGAGAGAGAAUUUUCUGUCACUUUCUCGGGAAAAUUAUGGUCUCAUCAUCAUCGACAAGGUGUAGUUCCAGAAGCUACAUAUCAAAUUUGGAACGCUUUCUCCAAUGUGUCACACCAGAUGUUCCUUCAAGGACUCUCCAUAAGAGAUGCUCAAAUGAUCUAAAUAGUCAAUGGCUACCUCCUGUUAAGGACACAAUUGAAUACUUCACUCUGAAAGAUCUUUGGGACUGCUAUUCUGAAUGGAGUGCAUAUGGUGCCGGUACACCGGUGAUGCGCGAAAGUGGGGAAACUCUAAUGCAAUUCUAUGUUCCGUAUCUGUCCGCUAUCCAAAUCUACAGCACUAAGUCUGUUGCAGCUUCUAGGUAUGGUAAAAGCCAAGGGGGACGGAGAGAGGAUAACGUAGUUGAAUUGGAAUGUGAUUGCUGGAGUGAUGAUAGCAGCGAUAAACUAUCAAGGUCAUUAAGUAACAAUUCUAGUGAAUCGUGGGAUGCUAAUUCCUUCAAUUCAAGCUCUGACCAGGUAGGUUCUUGGCCCACGAGGGAUAUGCUUGGUUACCUUUACUUGGAGUACAUGGAGAAGAGUUCUCCAUAUAACCGGCUCCCGUUAGCAGAUAAGGUAGUUGCCCUUAACUUCGCCAUUGCAAAUGUGUUUGUAUGUUCACUCAUAGACUAUGAUUGUUUCUCACACCAGAUAAUUGAAUUAGCUAGAAGCUAUCCGGCAUUAAUGACGUUGAAGAGUGUGGAUCUUUCUCCGGCUUCUUGGAUGGCUGUUUCUUGGUAUCCGAUUUACGCCAUACCAAGUCAGAAAGAUAAGGCCUUGACAACGUGUUUCCUCACUUACCAUACAUUGUCUUCUUCUUUUCAAGACUGUGAUAACAUUUGUGCUGAAAUCAACAUAGAGAAUGACGUAUGUUUUCCGACAGGGUGGGGAAUGGUGGUGGGGGAGAAGUCCAAGAGGAAGAACAGCGGCAGCAUAUCAGUGUCGCCUUUUGGCCUAGCCACCUAUAGAAUGCAGGGAGAUAUCUGGUUAACUCCAUCAUCACAUGUGAAUGAAAAGGUAACAUGUUUAUACAAUGCUGCAAACUCAUGGUUGAAGCAGCUCAACGUGUUCCACCCUGACUUCAACUUCUUCGCAUGCCGAUCUUCCCUGUAAAUUCUGGUUCGUGUGGAUCAACUAACUAAUAACUACUCUUUUGCUUGUUUAUUCUGGUGAAUCUGACUCCGGCAUUAGAAGUUUUGCAGUAGUUCUGAGAAAUGUUCAGAAGUACAUCUUAAAAAGAUGUGUGACCUUAAGCAAUGUAAAUUUUAGUUUAUAUAAACUGAGGGACUUUUUUUUUUUUUUUGAAGAGGUUAGCAUUUGCAUUUUGGAAGUGACUAAACUUUUGUAUAAUUAUUUUGGGACUUUAAUUUUGAUGCAUUGUGUGCAUCUAAUUAAGUAAUGCUACAUCAGCAAAAAUAACAACUUUUUACCUUGACUG
Messenger RNA from Arachis ipaensis, 1727 nucleotides. Lineage: Eukaryota; Viridiplantae; Streptophyta; Magnoliopsida; Fabales; Fabaceae. The record is from RefSeq and is a predicted model, not a curated record.